AGAAGAAGAUGAUAAGCAAUAAAGAAUAUUUAGGAGAUUUUUUGUACACAAACGUGAAGAGAGGGAAUUGGAGGGAAGUGAUAAAAAAAUGCAGAGAAAAUAUAGAAGGCUUGUCUUUGAUGCUGACGCAAACAAAUAAUACGACCUUGCAUUUGGCUGCGUAUGACAAUAAUGUAGAAGUGGUUGAAAAAUUAGUGAGAAUGAUCAGUAUGUUUGGAAGAAAGGACAUUCUUAAGCUUAAAAAUGAUAGAGGAAACACUCCUCUUCAUGUGGCUGCGGCAAUGGGAUGUGCUAGAAUGUGUGGCAUCAUUGGUUCCGAGGAUGAGAAGUUAGUUGAUGAGAGGAACAAAGACGGCGAAACUCCACUCUUCUUGGCGGCCCUCCAUGACCACAAGAAUGCGUUUUAUUGUCUUUAUGACUUUUGUAAAAUGGACCUCGCUCGAUUUGAGAGAAAUUGCAGGAGGCAUUUUAAUGGAGAUACCAUUCUUCAUUGUGCUCUCAAAAACGAGCAAUUUGAUUUGGCAUUUGAUUUAAUUCACAAAAACAAUGAAGCUGCUAGCUGGGUAGAUGAAGAAGGCAACACACCUCUACAUGUUCUUGCAUCCGAACCAUCUGCAUUCAAAAGUGGGGCCAAGCUCACUGGAUGGAAAUACAUCGCCUAUCAAUGUAUUUGUGUGGAUAAACUGAAGCCCAAAUCAGCAUCAACCCAUCGCCUAGCAAAGAAGUCCAUGGAACAAGAUAAAGCUGCUUCCUUUUUUCCAAAUAACUACGCCACUUGCAUUGCUUUCUUUACAUAUUUGUGGAAUGGAAUUUUAGUGGUCACUACUGGGAUAAAACAAGGAUCGAAGAGGAAGAAGGAAGAAGCAGUGGAUCCAUGCAACUACAAUGCAGCUAAAGAUAGCACAGAUCUUGAAAAAACUGGUGACGAAGGAAUUGAAAUUAUAGAAACCCAUGAAUCAGACUCUACCUUCAAUGCUCAACUUCUCAAACCACCUGGUGGUCAUCAAUCCGACAUGAGGCCCUCGAGUUCCAUUUUUCCAGAAAAUUAUGAUACCUGCAUCAACAUUUUUCAAAUGAUUUUCACGGCAAUCAUGAUUAUUUUGGGAUUCGGGUUUGAUAAAAUUAGAAAGCUACAAAAGCAGAAACAGAAGCAUACUUGGUCAAUUCAAGUGAUGGAGAAACUUCUUGAAUUAGCCCCACCCGAGAAAUAUGGCCAAAGUGGAGAUUCUCCCAUGGUAUCCAACAUACUAAAUGUCGACCAAACACUCCCUUAUACUUUAAAAGAAGGUUUCAUUGGGUUCAGUGACAACAUCCCCAAACUUGAUGAUGCCCAAGUUAAAGUGAAGAGUAUUGCGAAAGACACGCCGAUUUUAUUAGCAGCAAAGUAUGGGGUGGUGGAGAUGGUUAGCAGACUUUUCCAACAUUUUCCAUUGGCGAUUAGUGAAAGUGACAAAGACAAGAAGAAUGUGGUUCUUUUGGCUGCAGAGUAUAGACAACCAGAUGUAUACGAGUUUUUACUAAAGAAAAAGACUCAGAUUGAAACCCUAUUUCGAGCGGUGGAUAAAAAUGGUGACAGUGCCUUGCAUCUAGCCGCUCGCCUCCAAACUCAUAAGUCUUGGCGCAUCACUGGAGUCGCCUUACAAAUGCAGUGGGAAGCUAAAUGGUAUCAGUAUGUGAGAGAUUCAGUGCAUCCCAAUUUCUUUGUCCAAUACAACAACGACGGAAUGCUUGCGAAAAACAUCUUCCACGACACCCACCAGGAGCUAGCGAAAGCUGGUGCAGAGUGGCUGUUCGCCACCUCUAAAUCUUGCUCUGUACUCGCUACGUUGGUGGUAACGGUGGCGUAUGCUUCGGCCACCACCGUCCCUGGUGGCAAUGGUGACAAAGGCACCUCUCCACUAGAAAAGGAGAUGGCAUUUUUUAUCUUUACCGUAGCUUCUCCCAUUGCCCUUUGCCUCUCCACAACUUCAUUGAUCAUGUUUCUUGCAAUUCUAACUUCGAGAUUUAAUGAAGAACAGUUUAGUUCGAAUUUGCCCGGGAAACUUCUCAUGGGAUUCUCCUCAAUUUUCCUCUCCAUCGUCGCCAUGUUGGUCUCAUUUUGUGCCGGCCAUUACUUUUUGCUCAGUCCUCGCCUUCAUAAUGUGGCAGUUGUCAUCUAUCUUGCAACUUCUCUCCCAGUUGCAUUAUUUUUUAUUAUAGUGGAACUCCCUCUUUACUUUGAUCUAUUUUUUGCAUUCUCAGUAAAACAUCCUAGAAGAAGAAAGGAAGUCGUUGAAAUUGAAACAUCCUAGCUUUUGGUUGUGUGUGUGUUUUCUUUUUUUCCUAGGGAGACUGUGUUGCAUCGGUUUUGUUGGUAAUAUAAUAGACGAAUGUAAACUAUCUGUUGCGUACUCAACUUCCUUCAACUUCCACUCUAAUCAUGUAGCAACUAAAAGCUAGAUAUAUAUAUAUAUAUAUAUAUUAAAAGAAGAAGAAAAAUAGAAUUUGAAACGAGAAGCUAUAGCUAUAUGGUGUUGGACAAUUAAACCAGUUGUAUAUAAAGGUGGGUGCAAGAGGACAUAUAAGUUAUUCUUUUUCUCUGUGUUUAUGGACAUCUUCUGCUAAUAAAAUUUGAGUUU
Molecule: messenger RNA, 2618 nt
Organism: Cucumis melo (muskmelon)
Lineage: Eukaryota; Viridiplantae; Streptophyta; Magnoliopsida; Cucurbitales; Cucurbitaceae
Exons: 8
Coding region: 9-2291 (760 amino acids)
Molecular function (GO): protein binding
Source: RefSeq, a predicted model, not a curated record